This is a messenger RNA of Cinara cedri, 7181 nucleotides long. The record is from the annotation of a GenBank genome assembly. NCBI's taxonomy places the organism in Eukaryota, Metazoa, Arthropoda, Insecta, Hemiptera, Aphididae.
UCGGCGGCAUUGUGCGUAUUCCCGGGACCCCGUAACGUGCAGGUAGGUACGCCGGGCCGCAGUAUAGUCGCCGUCACAGUCGGUCGCACCGCGGAGAAGACGUGCGGUGAACCCAUCAGCGACGUCGUCUGCACCUGCGGCGGACGCGGACUCGUACGAGAGCCAGCGGGCCGACGACAACCGUUCCCGAGCCGUCCGUGCCCGUGCGCUACAUUACUACCCGCGUUGUUUGCCCGGCGCGAAAUACCUGCCGCGCGCUUGCCGAAAUGAAACUCCGCACGGACAUCAGUGCCGUCGCCGCGGCAAUUGCGUUCGCGGCCGCUUGCUGUGCGCAGGCCGCGGCGGCGUCGACGCCGACGAACGUCCGGUACGACCCGGACUGGACCAGUCUGGACGGCAGACCGUUGCCCGGGUGGUACGACCAGGCGAAAUUCGGCGUGUUCAUACACUGGGGCGUGUACUCGGUCCCGGCGUUCGGCAGCGAAUGGUUUUGGAUGAAUUGGAAAGGUGAGUGUACGUUUGGUUAGGUACUUAAACUACGCGUGUAGGCGCGCGUAAUACGGUCUAUGCGAAAAACGGCAUUCUCCCCCCCCCCCCCCCCCNCCCCCCCGAUCGUCGGAUUACAUUAAGACAUCCGCAAGUUCUCGCGCCGAUUACAUUGUCGUUAUCCGAAUGACGUUAUUCCUCAUAGGGCCUCUACGCCGCCGGCGUAUCAUUUUGUUUCCUCUGUCUGUCUCGCGCGUAACAGAAACGACAAAGACACUAUGACGAUUGCAACUCUCUACAAUUGAGUUUAAAGCAAAGAGGACUGUUUUUAUAGAGAACGAUAUUAUUACCAGGGCUCGGAUUUUAAGACAUUUGCCAAUUAUUAGUAUGGGACAUAGAUACGAAUAGCAGAGUGAGCUUUGCAUUCGCUUUAUGCACCAGUGACACCAAAUGUAAAAUUUUAUCCUGCUAUUUUCCAAUUUUUGGUGUUAUUUUUUGCUAAUACGCAUAAUAUAACAAUUUAUUUUGUAUUUGUCAUAAAUAGUAGAAAUAAUGUUUCCGUCUAUAUGAAUCCAUAAGAAAUAUACUUACAUGUUCACUUCAUAUUAUAAUCAACUUUUAAAUAGCCCAGCGUUUUAACCCGUCGAACAGUUUACAAUUAUGACUUCUCGUCAAAUGUAUUUAUGUGAUAAAAAAAAAUUUAAAAAAAAAAAAUGUUUUCAUUUUUGUCAUUUUUUAUGUUUUUAUAGCAAAUUAUAACUUAUUUUUUAUGUCAUCUUAUAGCGCAUAUAUCUGUUAUUUUCAUUGUUAUAAAAUCCAAGCCUUGAUUAUUACUAAAUACUUUGACCGGAUGAUUUUUUUUUUUUUUAAAGAUAUUAUACGUGCUUUACCCAUUGAUAACUUUAUUAAGAACCAUAUAUCCGGCUAUACUUCCUUCUCGUUUCUUGAUACUCUUUCUAUCCGUGAGAUUCUCGGAGCUUUUUUCCAGUUCCGCAUGCCAAAAGCUGUGAAUUUUGCUUAGAUCAAAAUCUAUAUACUGUACAUUUGUACGCAGCUCUAAAUCGUUUCUGACGAAAUACUGUUUUGAGCAAAGUCUGGUUAAACAUGUUUUGAAAUGCUGUGAUAUUUAUGAUUUUCGUCAAAAUCUGAACUAAAAAUGUUUACAAAAAACAAAAUUGCUACAUUACGCUUUAUUUUUUUUUUUUUAAUGUCAAUCAAAACUUAAGAUGAAUCUCGUGUUAAAUUUUCAAACAUUCCAAUAACAUGUACAUGUACACAGUUUUCGCAUAUGAUAAAUAAUGUUUAAAUGUCCAAAAUCGACUGGGAGAAGAUGUUAUGCUUGUCCGUGGAAUGUCUUAAUAUCCAUUAAAAUCAUAUUAAUCAUAUAAUUCCAUUAUUUACCAUAAACACUAUUAUUUUUAUGUUACCUAUACCGUUAAUCGUACAUAACAAUGUAAAUAAUGUGCCUAUUAAAAUGUAAAGCUGGUUAUCGUAUACUCACGUAAAUAGUACAAACAAAAAAAAAAAAAAAACCAUUUUUAAACAUUAAAUGCAUACGUACAGUUUUAAUAUAAUAUUUGUUUAUUUAUUUGUAAUAACGGACUUAAAGUCUACAUUUUAGGAAACAAUUUUACAACGGUUAGAUACAAUAAAAGUUUUAAAGUUAAAAUUAAAAUAUAAACAUAAAGUCAACUGGUGGGAAAAAAAAUAAUAAAAACACGAAAACUAUUUACACAGAAAUGUCUUAUAGUCUUUCAAAAAAAAACCAUAUAUAAUUUGUUUAACAUUAUAAAAUAAUAUAUUAUAUAUAUGUAUAAUGCCUUCGUAAAUUAAUUGGAGAAUCAUACACCCGGUUGAAAAUAUAUUAUGUAUUUGUAUUAUUUAUUUAUUUUUUUUUUUUAUUUUGUGUAAUAUAUAAGUAAUAUUAUAUUAUAUUUAUGACUUAGAUGACACGUCAUAGAUGCCCGCAUGUGCAGUAUCCGUUUUACUAACGCACGACGUAACUCGCUUAAUUUUGGUUUUAUAUAAUAAAAUUAAAAGAGCCCACCAUUUCGGAGUGCAAGACGAUACCUUUUAUAUUCUGAGUGGAACGAGGAAUGCAUUGGUUUUACAAUGAUGUUUUAUUUUUAUUUUUCUGUGGACAGCUUUGCUAUCAGCAAUUUUGCUUCUAUUUACAAUAAUAGCACUUUUUCUAAAAGGAAAUCGGACUGGAGAGGUACACUAAGGAGGCCAUUUUUCGAUUAUCUCAGGAGUUAUCCCAAAACAUGAGAAAACAUAAAAAACGGGAAAUUAGGGACAAUAUUAAACAAAUAUUAUUAUAGAAAAUAUAUAAUGCAUAUGUAAUUAUUUUACCAUAAUAUGACAUAUUGUUGACAAAGCAGUACUAUUAACCGAAUUCCGCUCAGAAUCGUUUUAUCGUUAGCAAUGGUUAAUCGUUGCGUACAUAUAUACAUUCAAGUUUCCCUCUAACUUCCCGGCUUAUAACCUAUAGCCUAUAUAGUUACCCAUCCCCAUUAUCUUAGGACAGCUUUUUUUUUUCAUUAUUUCAAAUAUAACAAUCAAUACAUCGUUUAGGAAUAACGACUAUUUAAACAUUUUUAAAUGGCCGUCAACCGUCUGCAUGGUCGUUUAAGUGUUACCCAAAACGAAUUUAUCUGAGUGUCACCUAUUUCCAUAAUAAAAUCACAUUGCAUAUUCAACAAUUGGAGGAAAAACCCGAAUGAUAAUUAUAUUUAAAUUAUAAUACAAAUCAAUUAAUUACAAUUUGUAUAUUCGAUUACAAUUGUCUUCAUUUUUUAUUAUUAUUUUUAAAAAUACAUCGUCUUGCACUUUGAAACGUUGUCCUCUUUCGUUUUUUUUAUUACUUUUACUUUAAAAUCACAAACGAGUUCUAUUCAGUCUGCAUAGUGUAUACCUAUGUAUGCACAUGUAUACACAAUAUGCAUUUGCUAUAGGUAAGUAGGUAGGACACGGAGAUAGGACAUGCGGAUAUGACGUCCGUUUAAGCUUGAACAUAACAUACAUGUAUAAAGCGUGAAUACGUCGAGAAAAUGUCUAAAUAUAAGACAUACGAACAAUAACGAUAUAUAUUAUUUAUUAGUUAUCAUCCGGUCACGCGCAGUGGCGUAUUUAUGGGAAGGGGGAUAUGGGGAAUAGAUUUCCUCCCUUGGCUUUUUUUUAUGUAUAAACCACACACACACGUUCUGUAAUAUGUUAUUUUAUAUACUAUUCUACUUGUAUACGUAUUUUUAACAGUUAAAUUUAUAAUAGUAUACACCGACAUUAAGUCACUUUGUUAUUCUGUGAGUAUUAUCACACAAUAAUAACAACAAAAUCAAAAUAGGAUUUUCAAAAACAAAAUAUUAAUUUAAACCGUUUAUAAAUAUUGUGUGUGAUGGUUUGUGAUUAUAGACUAGACUAAAUGGGUUAGCUCUGCUGUCUUGUCACAGUUGAGGUCAAGACAGAUUCGGCCUCUCAAUACCUAAUACUUCGAAAGUCUAUGAGGAAAAAAUUAGGCUCUAAAAAUAUUAUUUCAUAUCCCUCUCAACAAUAAAAUCCUAUAUACGCCUCUUGUCACGCGUAUACAAUACGCGUUUUACCGUAAUAAAGAUAAUAAUAUUUAUACAUGGCGCAGGUAGGAGAGGUCCGACUUAUGUGAAUUUCAUGACGAAAAACUACAAACCCGGUUUCACUUACCAAGAGUUCGGUCCUCAGUUUACAGCAGAAUUUUUCGAUCCGAUGCAAUGGGCCAGCAUAAUCAAAGAUUCCGGAGCAAAGUGAACAAAUAUUAUAAUAUAUUAUUCGUUUCAUAAAAUAUAUUAUUAUGUUAAUUUCUACUAAUUAUAAUAUAAUAUAUUUAUUAUGUAGAUACGUAGUUUUGACAUCUAAACAUCACGAGGGCUACACUUUGUGGCCAUCAAAAACAUCGUUCGGAUGGAAUUCCGUAGACGUUGGGCCCCACAGGGAUCUAGUCGGUUGGUAAAAUAAUAUUAUUCUCACGCGUUGCGUUGUAAUAAUGUUUAAAACGUGAAUUUCACCGUAAGUAAUUUGUCGUAUGAAAAAAAAAAAUAGGUGAACUGAGCCGAGCCAUAAGGAGUUUAAACACAACACGAUUCGGAUUGUACCAUUCGCUGUACGAAUGGUUUAAUCCGCUUUGGAUACAAGACAAACAGGCGAAUUUAACGACCAGACAUUUUGCUACUGAAAAAGUCCUUCCAGAACUUUACGAACUGGUAAGACGACUAGAAAUAGAUAUAUCUAUACGCGCGAUCGCGCAAAAAAAAAAAUUAUGCGUCAAUAUACGAUAUAAUAUAAUCGUACCUGUCUGGUCUAAGUAUAGUUACUUAUUAUAAACCUGAUAUUAUUGCAGUCUUCUUAUUCUACUUGGCUAUAGUCUUUAAAAUCAUACCGUUAAAUUAUACAAAACAUGCCAUCUGUGGCCUGUUCUCUGUCGUUUCUCUCUUCAAAGUCUUUCUCAACACAAUAUUCUCGCCUUAAUUAUGCAGAUAUUUUUAAAGACAUUUUCCCCAAUACGGCUAAAAGGUUCUUCCUUGAUAUUCUAACUAUAACGGGCUUUUGGAACAUACAUUUGAAGUUCGUCGUAAAGAACAUUACGAAUUACAAAAUGCUAUUAUAUAUUAUAAUAUUAUAUAGGUGAAUAAUUAUAAGCCGGAGAUCAUUUGGUCGGACGGUGAAUGGGAAGCGCCGGAUACCUAUUGGGAUUCGUUAAACUUUCUCAGUUGGUUGUACAAUGACAGCCCCGUCAAAGACACGGUAGUAGUAAACGAUCGAUGGGGCGGCGAUACGCUGUGUAAACAUGGUGGAUUUUUAACUUGUGCCGACAGAUAUCAACCGGGUUCGUACCCAUAGUCCAUAUAUUAAAAAAAAAAAACACAUUUUUUUUCUAAUUGUUUUUAAUAUUACAGGAAAGCUCGUGACUCGAAAGUGGGAGAACGCCAUGACCAUCGAUAAGUACUCAUGGAGUUAUAGAAGAAACGCUCGGUCGUUGGACGUGUACACGAUAAAAAAAUUGAUCGCCCAACUAGUGGAAACUGUCAGUUUUGGAGGUUCGCCAAACUCAAAAUAAUAUAGAGUUACAAUUAAUUAGGUAUCGAAAUUCCGGAAAAAUUCCGGGGAAAACGGGUUUUCCUAGUUUUAGGAAAAUUUAAAAAAAAAAGUCAUGAGAAAAUAUAUUUUCAACGUAAAAAAAGUUUUUAAAACUUUUUAGAAAAGUACCAAAAUAAUUUAAUUUUUCCGGAGGUGAAAUGUUUUCCUCCAAAAACCAAUUUUCCGGAAAUUUUUUCUCCCUACAAAAAUUAUCUAUUUUUCUUCAACUGCAAUCAUUAUUUCAUCUGCCUAUCUGUUAUUUUAAUAUAUAACAAAAUACGAACUUGCAGGUAAUCUGUUAUUAAACAUUGGCCCCACCAGUGAUGGCAUGAUACCACCGUUGUACGAAGAACGUCUGUUACAAAUCGGCCAGUGGUUGUCCGUCAACGGUGAAUCCAUUUUCAACAGUAAACCGUGGCCGAAUUGUCAAAACGAUACGCAAAAUCCGCAUUUAUGGUAAAACCAUCAAACGUAUAUUAUGCGAGAACCAUAUAAUCAGUGGCGCGACCAAGAUUCCAUGGAGGGGGAGAGAGGGUUAUGAAUUUCAAAAAAAUAUCUGGACAAGUUUUUGAGAUAAUAAAUGAUCUCAACUUGUGUGUUAUAAACCCCUCCUCCCUCUACACACACACUCUGGUUACGCCACUGCGUAUAUAAUACAAUAAUAUUUUUCCUAGGUUUAAUUUGUAAAAUAUAAAUAGGUACACUCAAGGAAACGUUUCUUCGAUCAUUUAUGCGAUAGUUUUGCAAUGGCCCGACGAUAAUUUACUUGAAUCCGCGUGUCUAGACAAAUCAGACAUUGCGUCUAUCGUUAUGUUGGAUACACAGAGUAAACUCAAGGUAGAUAAUAAAAAAUAAUUAUGCCAACCGAUAAAAUUGCGCUUAUAUUUUCAAGUAUAUAUCUAAUAUAAGUGCCUAUGAUGUAUUCUAAAAAACUAACAUUUUUCUAGUGGACUCAAAAUAAGGAAGGCGGUUUAAUCGUUAAGCUAGAAGACAAAUCCAAGAUAAAAACCCAUUGGGGAUGGGCACUACGCGUAACUCUGAACUCCACCUAAGUGUUUUUUAUUCGAGAAUUGUAUCCUUUCAUUUGUACCAAUAGUAUUUCGUACGAAACAAUUGUACCGAACACCUGUAUGUAAAACAAAUUUAUAAUAAUAAUAAACGUACAAGUAUAAGUACAACCUAUAAUACCAAAAAAAAUAAACUUUUUAUUAUAUUUUACUCACGGUUAAUAGAAAUCGUCUGGUCAUCAUAAACAUAUGGCUUCCGGUCAGUCCGACGUGAUCUUUUUGUAUUUGCAACAUAAAAAAUUCUACCUGUAUACCGAAAAAUAAACUGUACUAUUGAUAAAAAAUGUAUACCUACCUACUUAAAAUAUCAUGAAUUUAUUACCUACUUCUUUACAGUACGAUUUCUGUGAUAUAUCAUAAAGUGUCCUCUUUGGCAGUUUACUGUUUUCGUAAAUUUUUACGGAACACAAACAUAACAAACAUCCUCUCAACGAAGAUACCAAAAACGAAAGAAUGGCAUGUACGUAGUGACUUAAACUGUUAUUUUCAUUUUUUUUCCUGUAAUGCGAUUAUAAUAUAUAA